AUGAUUCGAAGACAUAUAGAAAGUUCUUUUACCCUUACUCUUCUUUGUCGUAAUUUCUCAAAAAAGCAAAGAACCAAACAUCAGAUGCAUUAUUCUAAUGGUUCAGAUAUUUUGCGACCUGCGGCAACUAUCAUCAUAGCAGCACCAAUCAAUAAAAUUGAUGGUGUAAUAGAAUAUAACGAUGAAUUUAAUUACAAAGUAUUAACGAUGAAAAGAAAUGACAAGGGAUCAUUUGUCAACGCACAUGUAUUCCCAGGGGGGAAUGUAGAUUCAUCUGAUUCAUCAAGAGAAUGGUCUAAUUUAAUCUCAGGACACGAAUUCACGAAAAUAAUUGAUCACGAGCAAUCAUCAUCAACAUCAUCCUUAACUUCCAAAAUUUGUGCGAUCCGAGAAACAUUUGAAGAAUGUGGAAUUUUGCUCACCAAACCCAAUUUUAAAUUUGAUCUUACAGAUCACGAUGAAGCGAAACAAUGGCGUGACAAGAUACAUAAUGAUGCCAGCGAAUUUAUUUCAUUGUGCAAAAAAUUUAAACUAAAACCUGCAAUUGAAGAACUUUAUCUAAUCUACAAUUGGAUCACACCAAGCACAAAUCCCAAACGUUACAAUGUCAACUUCUACCUGACUAUUUUACCUGAUGAUAUUUCUUAUACCGACAUUGUGGCUGAUGGCAAAGAAGCAAUUCAAUUAAAUUGGUUCACGCCGGAGGAAGCAUUGACUGCGUUCCGCAAAUCUGAGAUUGAUCUUUUCCCGCCACAAUGGUACACAUUUACCGAAUUAUUCAAAUACAAAAA
This is a messenger RNA of Ambispora leptoticha, 791 nucleotides long. The record is from the annotation of a GenBank genome assembly. Lineage: Eukaryota; Fungi; Glomeromycota; Glomeromycetes; Archaeosporales; Ambisporaceae.